This is a messenger RNA of Thelazia callipaeda (thelaziosis nematode), 297 nucleotides long. The record is from the annotation of a GenBank genome assembly. Lineage: Eukaryota; Metazoa; Nematoda; Chromadorea; Rhabditida; Thelaziidae.
AUGGAUAAUUCGAUCAGUCCAAAUGGUACUACUUCAGCUACAACCUCUCCCAAUGAUACAACUGAUUUUUGUGUAGUUUGUGGUGAUAAGGCUAUCGGAAAGCAUUAUGGUGCGGUUGCUUGUAACGGUUGCAAAGGAUUUUUUCGUAGAAGUAAAUUUUAUUUUAGCGUUUGGCAAAAUCUACAGUACACGUGUCGAUUCAGUAAACAAUGUAAUAUUGACAAGGAUCAUCGUAAUGCUUGUAGAUAUUGCCGUUUUCAGAAAUGUUUAGCAGAUGGAAUGAAACCUGAAGGUUGA